Molecule: messenger RNA, 4311 nt
Organism: Pungitius pungitius (ninespine stickleback)
Lineage: Eukaryota; Metazoa; Chordata; Actinopteri; Perciformes; Gasterosteidae
Gene: bcl6ab
Product: BCL6A transcription repressor b
Exons: 9
Coding region: 1127-3157 (676 amino acids)
Biological process (GO): regulation of transcription by RNA polymerase II
Cellular component (GO): nucleus
Molecular function (GO): protein binding; DNA-binding transcription factor activity, RNA polymerase II-specific
Source: RefSeq, a predicted model, not a curated record
GGUCAGAAGUGUAGUGAAGUAGCAGAUGUCUGGCGCGGCUACUGCGGACUACUGACUAUGUGUGAUUGCGUUUAGCUUAUAGUGUACCAACAGAGUUGAAGUUUAAUACUGAACCGUCCUCGACUGUGUUUUUUUUAACGUUAGACGGAAGUGCGACUUUUUGUGUGCUAUGUGCGGAUUUAACUUGGCCCUUUGUGUAUUAUUAUCUGCCUUAAAAAAGUAGUGUUUUGCGUCGUUAAUCCUUAACCAGGGGGGCAGUUUUGAUCAAUAGCAAGCUCGUUAAUAUUUGAACCUUUUAUGGUUACAUUUGUAACCGCGAAUGGCAAGUUGGAGGCGCUAAAAGUGGCGCAACAGAACAGGUCGAUCUGGUUCCGUCAGCCGAUGAUUCCCUCUGCGCAGAUCUCAUGUCGAGAAACAAUCUCAACUCCACUCAAAACGUCUCCAACCCGGAGCCACUCGGCGUCCUCUAGAUGUUCUUUAAUGAGGGGAGAAUAAACGUGGAGGCUAAUCGGUGGACUUGACACUUCCACACGGUUUCUUGAACUUGAACCGACUGGAGCUGCCCUGCUCGCUGCUGCGCGACACAAGUUACGCAGCAACUAACCACUCCUUGGAAAAGAGCUCCUACAAAGCACGCUCUUAAACGUCUAACGAUUUCCAGAGGACUGAAAAUAUUAGUUCAGAAAGGGGGGGAUGUUAAUGUACAACAACAACAAAAAAACAAGAAAAGAAAGAUGUGCGAGUUGCACUUGGGGGGAACAGGAAACCUCUCUGUGUAACGAUUUCUGGCAACUGAAUCUGAGCAGGACGGAAUGUGCGCAACACGUUCCCGACCCGCGGGCUGCAGGCUCUUCAGUCACACACACACACACACACACACACUGGACCUGCGACUACAUCGUUCAUCCUCAGAAGGCAGACAUGCAAAUUUGUGUUGUGCAAUAAAUUUACUCUUUGCACAUGGCGGAGGUUCGUGGUCGCCUCGAACGUGAGACUCGCGUUGUUCUAAAUACGAAUGGAUUUCACGUUUUCGUAUAUUAACGCAUUAGAAAUAUCGCGUUAUAAUAUGUGUUAUAACACACCAUCGUGAGGGCUACAGUGAGGAGCAAGGGGAGGGGGGGGGGUGAUGAAACUCCCGUUUCUUGCUUUCGAGUUGCAAUGGCGCCCCCCGAUGGUGAAACCCCCUCCAGGACACUUGUCAGAUUGUGACAGCAUGGCCACGACUGCAGAUGGCUGCGUUCAAUUCACACGGCAUGCAGGCGACGUCCUGCUGAACUUCAACCGCCUCCGCAGCAGGAACAUCCUGACUGAUGUCACCAUACAGGUGGACGGACUACAGUUUCAUGCUCACAAGGCCAUCUUGGUAGCCUGCAGUGGUUUCUUUUACACUGUGUUCAUGGACCCCAAGAACGCAAACCUUAACGCCAUCAGCCUGGACCCCAAAGUGGACCCCAAGGGUUUUUCCGUCCUGCUGGACUUCAUGUACACGUCCUGUCUUGACCUCAAGGACAGUAUGGUCCUGGCCACCAUGAACACAGCCACCUACCUUCAGAUGGAGCAUGUGGCCGACACCUGCCACAGGUUCAUCAAGUCCAGGCAUCAGAUUGAAGGGGUGCAGAUCAACCCCUCUCAUCUGGCCGACGAGGUCCCAGCGCUAUUGGCCAUUGACGAGAAAGAGCCCGACUAUAGAAACAACCACCUUUCAACUUUAUACCCUCACCAGGAGCGCAGGGGCUUCAUCCCUAAUGUUUUCAGGGGGAUCAACACCUCUGGUUCAUGUCACGUAUUUGGUGACCUUCCCGUCCCCGCCGGGAUGCUUGAAGGUACCCAUAAGGUCAGCGACCUUCACAGAGGAGGGGCUUUGUCCCAGAAACAAUGCUUGCAGGUACCCAUCGGCAACAUGGCUCACAACGAGUCCACCACCAUCAUAUCCCACUCCAGUUUCCCCGCCGCUAUCAGCCGGCCCGCAGGAGCCCACGGGAGCCUUCAGUUGCCCAUCUCUCCCGCGGACGAAGACGGCAUUCGCCAUCCACAAACCAGCUGCCUCAGAUUAUCUCAAAGCUUCAGCAAAGGUGUGAUUUGCAGCCCUCAAAGCCCCCUCAGAUCUGACUGCCAGCCCAACUCGCCCACCGAGUCCAACAGCAGCAGAAACGCCACGCUGAGCCGCAAUCAGCCCUCAGACUGCCCCAAGGACUCAAAGGCCCGCAACUGGAAGAAGUAUAAGCUGAUCGUUAUGAACCAAUGUCCCGAUGAGACGGAAAAGGAGGCCCAGGCAGGCAGUGCUGAGGCUGUAGCCAUGUCCCCUCCACUGGGCCACUGCGGCAGUGGUGCAAACGGUGGACACAAUGAGGUCCAGGCAGAAGACGGAGUCCGCCAUCAAAGUGAAGAAAACCUAAUGUCCCAGAGUGUGGACAGCUGCUGCAGCAGCAGCAGCACCUGUAGCAGCAUCAGUUACCGCAGAUGCUCCUCCUGUGGCUGUGACAGCCCUCAGUGCAUGGAACUAGGUCACCUCUCUCCUGACUCAUACAGCCGAGAUGACGCCAGCAAGAGCCACCCGGACUACUCCUCUCCCAGCGGCGAACGCGUCGUCUACUUCUGCAACGGCUGCGACUCCAAGUUCCCGGAGGAGGAUUCCCUGAAAGAGCACAUGGCCCAGGUGCACAGCGACAAGCCGUACAAGUGUGACUGCUGCCAGGCUGCCUUCCGCUACAAGGGCAACCUGGCCAGCCACAAAACCGUUCACAGCGGUUCCAAGCCCUACCACUGCAACAUCUGCGGCGCCCAGUUCAACCGGCCAGCCAACCUCAAGACCCACACCCGCAUCCACUCGGGAGAGAAGCCAUACAAGUGUGAGACAUGCGGCUCCAGAUUUGUUCAGGUGGCCCAUCUUCGCGCCCAUGUGUUGAUUCACACAGGAGAGAAGCCGUACCCCUGUGAGAUCUGCGGGACUCACUUCCGCCACCUUCAGACGCUGAAGAGCCACAUGCGCAUUCAUACGGGGGAGAAGCCGUAUCAUUGUGAGAAAUGCGACCUGCACUUCCGACACAAGAGUCAGCUGAGGCUUCAUCUGCGACAGAAGCACGGGGCGGUGACUAACACCAAGGCUCAGUACCGUAAGACUCCCAGCAGCACCACCGCAGGCCCAAAGUCCUGCUGAGCCUGCUGCAAUCCCCACGGGUGUCAGGUUUUGUUUGCCUUUUGCAUCGCAACACGGUUUUUAGUUUUACAAACAAUAGAUGAAUAUAUAUUUAUAUUAUAUAUUUGUUCCAUAUGCAUUUGUAAUUGAUGCAAAUACUUUGGUAUUUCAAAGUUUGUGCAAAUGAAUGGGGUUGUGAAUGUCUAAGAACAGAAUGUACAUUUUAAGUGUAAAUUUGAGCAGGGAUUUCUCUAUUUCUAAAAUCACUCAUCAGAAUGUCAGCAUUGUUGGACAGGCCUUUCUUUUUCAGACUAAGAAUCACUGUUACAGUUUUUCUGUAGACGUCUGUAUGGUAUUUGCCCAGCAAUGUGGUCACAGUUGAUGCAGUUAUUUUUCUAUUAGGUUAUUUUUUGUAAAUAAGAUAAUAUAUAUUUUCAGAUUGCCAUCUGCUGGCAGAGUACAAAUAUAUUCACAUUAUGUUUGUUGUUUUGCAAAGGUCUUGUUACUUUUGCCCAUCUCAUAGUUCAUGGUACCAUUUUUUGAAUUGCUAUGUACAUAUUUGAUCUUUUAAAAAUAAUUUCUAGCCUGUAUUUUGCACAUGCUCAACUUUUGCUGUAAUUCAUAUAUUUUCAUGAAAAAUUUCUAUUGAAAAAUUGAAAAAUUAGAUGUUAAUAGUCAUCCUAAAACCGUGCCCAGCACUUUUCUUAUUUGCAUUCAAAGUUUUAUUUGAUGACUUCUAUAACAUUUUGGUGCUGUAAUAAUAAUUUAAGUCUGAUUGUAUUUUAUCCAACCGUAUGUAUUGUAGUGCUCUUGUACAAACCAGUUUAAUAGUGCCUUACAUUCAACUUUAUGUAAUUUCUACCCACCAAGGCUGACCAUUAAUGUGUUAUAACUUCGACUAUAUGAAAGCCCUGGUAGUUAUAAACUGUUUUACAUUUGGUACAUUGCCCUGUUCCACAAAAGUCUGGUACUAUUUUUUUUGUAGAGUGAAGCUUUUAAAAUGCAGAUGCACCAGGCUUCAAGCUAGAAGACGCUCAGGAAUAUUUGAUAUAUGUCAGCAAGUUUCUUUGUAACUGCAGAUUACAAUUAUAUAUAUAUAUAUAUAUAUAUACACACACAUUUGUGUGUAUAUUUGUGUCAUACAAUACAAAUAAAAACAUGAUGUAGCACUUGUA